UUAAAAUAUGCGACACGCAUUAGAUGUCUGCUUGCGGUGCUGUUCAGUUGGGUAUGCGCCUUAGUCACGCGGCAUAUUAUUAAUUACUGCGUGUAUUUAAAAACUUUAUGUUAAAAAGUUUUUUAUUAAAAAAAAAAUAUACAGUUGAAAUUAUUUUAAUUGGCUUGUUUAAUUAAAUUCUUUAGUGUGCUUUAGUGUCGAAAAUGGCUUUGAACAAUGAACAUGCGAAGGGAUCGUUGGAUAUUGCAAUCGUAGGUGGCGGUUUGGUUGGGUCUGUCGAAGCCUUAUAUUUAGCUAAAAGAGGCCAUAAUGUACGCAUUUAUGAGUAUCGUGAAGACAUAAGAAAGACUCCUCAAGUGAGAGGAAGAUCUAUCAACUUAGCAUUGUCAGUUCGCGGAAGGAGAGCCUUGAAAGAUGUAGGUUUGGAACAACACAUUAUAGAAGAACAUGGGAUACCGAUGAAGGGAAGAAGAAUUCAUAGACUGGAUGGAUCCACGUAUGUUAUACCAUAUGAUGCUAGAAAUAAUCAGUGUAUUUAUUCAGUUGGGCGAAAUUAUUUAAAUGCUUCACUCCUAAAAGAGUCCGAUAAUUAUGAGAACGUAACCAAAUAUUUCAAUCAUAAAUUAAUUGAAGCGAAUUUGCAGAAGGGAACUUUGACAUUUUUGAAGACAGACACGAAGGAAAAUGUGGACGUGAAAGCGGAUCUAAUUAUCGGUGCAGAUGGUGCGUUCUCGGCAGUACGUAAAUCUAUGAUGAAGCAGCCUCUCUUCGAUUAUACUCAGAAGUACAUUGAACACGGCUACUUGGAGCUGUGCAUACCAGCUGAUGAGCAAGGAUCGUUUCAGAUGCCGGCAAAUUAUUUACAUAUUUGGCCUAGAGGUAACUUUAUGAUGAUUGCUCUACCCAACCAGGAUUGUUCAUGGACAGUUACAUUAUUUAUGCCUUUUACUAGUUUCAAAAGUAUAGACACCGAAGAUAAGUUGUUGGCCUUCUUUGAGAAAUACUUUCCAGACUCAAUUGCGUUAAUCGGUAGAAAGAAGUUGAUUGAAGACUUUUUCGGAGGGUCGCCCUCGCCUUUAGUUUUUGUUAAGUGCCGACCCUAUCACGUAGAAGAUAAGGCGCUCCUCAUUGGUGACGCAGCACACGCAGUGGUUCCUUUCUAUGGACAAGGCAUGAACGCUGGCUUCGAAGAUUGCACAAUACUAGACCAUCUUUUCCAGAAGUACAACGAUGAUUUAGCUAAAAUUCUGUUGGAAUUUUCGGAUACUAGAUGGAUAGACACCUUUGAGAUUUGUGAUUUGGCAUUGUAUAAUUACAUAGAGAUGCGAGACCUAGUCACUCGUCCCUCGUAUAGAAUUCGCAAAGCAUUAGAUGACUUGAUAUAUUGGUUGCUACCUGACAUUUGGGUGCCACUCUACAACUCUGUGACUUUUACCACGAUGCCGUACAGUGAAUGUGCAAAAAACAGGCAAUGGCAGAAUAAGGUUUUGAAGUACAUAUUUACAGUGUUGGGAGUAUCUACGUUAGUUGGUGUCUUCUAUGCAUUUAAAUAAUUAUUAUUUAUUUGAGUUAAUUAAACUAGAAGAAUAUUCAUCAGUAUUAAUAAGUGAGGUUAGUAUAUACAAUUCAGAAUAAAGAAAAACAACAUUUAAAGUUUUUA
This is a messenger RNA of Galleria mellonella (greater wax moth), 1660 nucleotides long. RefSeq names its product kynurenine 3-monooxygenase (gene cn). Gene Ontology annotation, cellular component: mitochondrial outer membrane. The record is from RefSeq and is a predicted model, not a curated record. The transcript is spliced from 10 exons. Gene Ontology annotation, molecular function: NAD(P)H oxidase H2O2-forming activity; FAD binding; kynurenine 3-monooxygenase activity. Gene Ontology annotation, biological process: L-tryptophan catabolic process; quinolinate biosynthetic process; NAD+ metabolic process. Lineage: Eukaryota; Metazoa; Arthropoda; Insecta; Lepidoptera; Pyralidae. Bases 204 to 1553 code for a protein of 449 amino acids.